UGAGAAGGGAUUAACUGAGAAAGAGGUUUGAUGUCGACUGUUACUCAAUUUUUUUAUCUCAAUUGUCCGUAAUUCAUCGUAAUUGUUUGACAUACUUUAAGAUUCUUUCCAUGUACUCUGUAGUUGAUGUAAGUUUGCCUCAUAUUACAGGCUACCGACAAAUUGAAAAUGCAAUAUAAAGGUUUCACCGACGAGGAGAAGUCUGAGUGGAGAAGCUAUGACCCUAACCCAAAUCCCGCUAAGAAGGCGGUGCAAACAAGGGGGAGGAAACCAAAGGCAGCUGAUGCCAAGGGGAAGAAAGUGGAGGUGGAUGAGGAAGAGGCUGCUCCUGAAAGUGAAGAAGCAUCUGUGUACGGUCGAUGCUCCUGCAACCGUUUAAUCAGGAUUUGCAAGAACCUGAACCUGGAGCAGAAAGAUGUGAUCCAAAAUGCUGGAUUUGGAUCAUUCAUCAGAGAGGAUGCACCAUACAUUGACACCCGACUAGUGAGUUGGUUAAUCAAACAUGUUGACCCAACCACUAGCAUACUGGAUUUGUAUGGGAGGAAAAUUCACUUAUCUGCCGCGAUGUUCGGAGAUGUUAUGGGGGUGGACGACGGAGGGGAUCCUGUAGUCACCGAGGGUGAUAGUGACACUCGAUAUCUGGAGGAGAUAUUGAACGUUGUCGAGUACACCGUGUCGUUGACAGGGUUGGAGAAAUCUUUGCUGGAGUGCGUUGAGGCAGACAGCCUAUUUCUGAUUAAAUUUUCUUUGGUGGUCAUAGGGACAGUCCUUGCGCCGAAAACGGGCUGCGAUAUCACUUCGGGGUACUUGCACUCCCUUAGGGUUACCAGGGACAUUCGCCACAAGAACUGGGCAACUGCCGGGUUCAGGUAUCUGAUGAACUCAAUUUUCAGAUUCCAAAAUAAGGCCACGAAGAAUGUGUCUGGCUGCACCUUAUUCCUCCAGUUGGUGUACUUGACUCACGUGGAGUGGAACUUUGGAUAUGUCGACCGAACAGUGCUCCCCGUUGAUUUUUGGGGUAGUAAACAAUGUAAGUCCGCUUACAAAUUUGUGAAAGACAAUGGGGGUCCCAACAGCAACAAGGUACAUCGAAUUUUGGUUAUAAUGUGGUAAUGUGAUUUCAGUUGAUAUUAAUUAUUUUGGGUUUGAAAAAUUAAAUUUGUUAAAUUUGUUAUGUUUAACAGAUAACGCUCACUUCGAAUCCCGUAAUACUGCCCAACUACUACUCCGACUCGGAAGGAAGAAAGAGCAGUGACCACUUUGUCAGCUCUAUCAACGAGUUGAAGGAGUACUUCUCCAAUGAGUUAAAGUCUCAGUUGAGAUCAUUUUCUUUGAAAUUUAUGGACAAAGGAGAAGGUGUAGGUGGUAUUGACCGAGAGUUGGAGGAGGAUGCUGCUGCGGAAACGGGGAAGAAGGCGGAGUGCAGCCAGGCCGUGGAGGAGUCCCCGUUGAAGUCCCCUGUCCGUUCGAAGACUAAUGUUGUUGGUCUAUCCGAGGAAAAUGUGGUGGAAUUUGUAAGUACGCCUUCACUAUCUGUUACAAAAUCUGUUGAAGAUGAAGGUGCUGCACAUAAGACCUUCGACGAUGAGGACUUUGAUAUAGUCGAAGUGGCAUCUUUCUGGAAUAAAGGCAAAGCCCUCGUCAAAUCAAAGAAGACACAGUCGGAGAAUGUGCCUUUAAUUGAGGAUGACUUCAACGAUAAGGCGUACGAGCAAUUUAUUGAGUCGGGCAGAACUGUUGUCGGGCCUUUCAAGACGAAGGAAGCGAUCCCCCGUAACCAAUAUGGGUUUUACAAGUUUGUUUUUAGCAACACAUUAGAUCCGGGGUAAGUAAAUGUUAUUUUCGUAUUUCUCAUUAUGAUAUACUUGUAGAAAUUUUUAAUAACAGUUACAUUGAUUACAAUUGAAUCAGAUAUGUGCUUGCGAAAUUUCGAAAGUUUGAAGUGGAUAGGAGGUGCAUGGCAUCGUUGCGACCGUUGCGAGAAGUUGAGGGAUCCGUAAGUGUCAAAGUAUUAACUAAAUAUGUAUCAUUUAUUGUACAUGUGUAAAUCAUAUUUCAUUUUGUUGCAGAUCAUUGACUGUUUUUCUAUACUAAUGAACAAGUACGAACGUGAUAGUCGAUUACCUGACCAACCUCGUGUUUGGUACAUGUCCACUCGCAUCUCGGUAAUUGCUUUGCUGUACAACUUAUUUUAAAUUUUGUAAUUCAGUUUGGUUGUAAUUUCUGUUACUUGACAAGAUGAACAAUGCU
Messenger RNA from Cannabis sativa, 2250 nucleotides. RefSeq lists its product as uncharacterized. Lineage: Eukaryota; Viridiplantae; Streptophyta; Magnoliopsida; Rosales; Cannabaceae. The coding region runs from base 169 to 1113 and encodes 314 amino acids. The transcript is spliced from 2 exons. The record is from RefSeq and is a predicted model, not a curated record.